GAUGCAAAAAAGAGAAAGGGAAAAUAGGAAUAGCUAGCUAGCUAAGAACAGCGAAAAACUAUUUACAUUUUACUCUUGUUUAUACAUUUUGCGGAUGCUAGAUCAGUAUUUUUGACUACCUAUGUCAAGUAACUUAUGUUAGCUAGCCAACAGAGAGAGAUGAUAAUAUUUAACAAUAUUUAGCUGUUUAUUUAGCAUUAGCCUAGCUAUUAUUAGCUAGCUGGCUAGCUAUAGGCUUAGUUAGCUAACGUUAGCUACCAAGGAAAUUGUCUGGGUGACUAGCUAUUUCACUCUAUUUGUUUUUAUCUUUGACUUUUUCUUGAUCUUGGUGAUAAUGGCAACAUCGGCCCUGUACGCGUGUACGAAGUGUAACCAGCGGUAUCCCUUCGAAGAACUGUCGCAGGGACAGCAACUGUGCAAGGAGUGUCGCAUCGCUCAUCCCAUCGUCAAGUGUACAUACUGCAGAUCAGAGUUUCAGCAGGAGAGCAAAACAAACACCAUUUGCAAGAAAUGUGCCCAGAAUGUAAAGCAGUUUGGGACGCCUAAACCCUGCCAGUAUUGUAACAUCAUUGCUGCUUUCAUCGGAACAAAGUGUCAGCGUUGCACUAACUCAGAGAAGAAGUAUGGCCCUCCACAGACCUGUGAGCAGUGCAAACAACAGUGUGCAUUUGACCGCAAGGAAGAGGGUAGGAGGAAGGUGGAUGGGAAGCUGCUGUGCUGGCUAUGUACUCUGUCCUACCGCCGUGUGCUGCAGAAGACCAAGGAGCAAAGGAAAGGCUUCAGCUCCUCCCACUCCAACUCCUCGCUCAAUGAGAAGGACCACCACUCCAGACAGCAGCAUCAUCAACACCAGCACAGACACAGCAGCUCACAUAAACUCAGUGGGAGCCUAAGUCCAGAGCAGGAGCAGGGACUGUGGAAGCAGAGCCAUAAAUCGUCUUCGAUCCAGAAGGAGACCCCAAAGAAGAAGCCAAAACUGGAGGUGAAGCCAUCCAACGGGGACAGGUACGAGAGGAGUUUCAAUCACAUUAGUUCCAUUACCCAAUCUAUGGAUUCUGGAGGAACGGACAACUUCAUUCUGAUCAGCCAGCUGAAAGAGGAAGUGAUGUCAUUAAAGAGAAUGCUUCAACAGAGGGAUCAGACAAUACUGGAGAAGGACCGAAAGCUCACAGAACUCAAGGCAGACUUCCAGUACCAGGAAUCCAACAUGAGAGUUAAGAUGAACAACAUGGAGAAGGCGCACAAAGAGGCCAUGGAACAGCAACAGGAGAAAGGAGUCAGCGUGCCGCGACCCUUCUCCAGUGGACCCAGUGCCUUCAUUCCAGAAGAGGAGAUUGUGGAGGCGUCCCAGGUGGACCCCCAAACAGAGCAGAUCCUGGCCGAGGCCUACUCUCUGUCGGGCCACGUGGACCAUCUGACCCAGGUGAUGGGACUGCACCCCCACUACCUGGAGUCCUUCCUGCGUAGCCAGUUCUACCUGCUGAGGAUGGACGGCCCCUUGCCUCUCCACUGCCGACACUACAUUGCCAUCAUGGCUGCAGCGCGUCACCAGUGUUCCUUCCUGGUGUCUCUGCAUGUGCGUGAGUUCUACAGGAUGGGGAUGUGUCUAGACUGGCUGAAGGGUCUACAGUACGCCCCUCAGAGACUGAGGAACCUCAACGAGAUCAACAAGAUCCUAGCACACAGGCCCUGGCUCAUCACCAAAGAGCACAUUCAGAACUUGGUGAAGACAGGGGAGCACAGUUGGUCUUUGGCGGAGCUGGUCCAUGCUGUGGUCAUAUUGGCCCAUUUCCAUUCCCUGGCCAGCUUUGUGUUUGGCAGUGGUAUCAACCCCCAGGUGGAUCCACAGCAUGCCAAUGGCUUCCAGUCCGUUUACAUCAGUGACUACUGUACAUGUGACUUGGCCAGCGACCAUCACCUGGACCGAGACCUCAGCAGCACCAGCCCCGUAACCACAGACUCGGUCAGUGAGUUAGAGGCACUGAUGGACAGAAUGAAGAGGCUGCAGGAGGAGAGAGAGGAGGAUGAGGCCUCGCAGGAGGAGAUGGCCACACGCUUCGAGAAAGAGAAGAAAGAGAGCCUCCUGGUGGGCUCUGGGGAUAUGAAGGAUGAGGUGAUGCCCACAUCCAAAGUGUCUCGGUUUGUAGAGGAUGCCACCUUUGGGUACCAGCACUUUGCUCGACACGGAGAGGACAACCCACCAACAUUUAGAGCGCAGGACUACUCGUGGGAGGACCAUGGUUUCUCUCUGGUCAACAGGCUUUAUUCAGACAUCGGGCUGCUGCUGGAUGACAAGUUCCGGACAGCGUGUGACCUGACCUACUACAACAUGGCCAGUCACGAGGACGUAGACACCACCAUGCUCCGACGUGCACUCUUCAACUAUGUGCACUGCAUGUAUGGCAUCAGGUAUGAUGACUAUGACUAUGGGGAGGUGAAUCAGCUAUUGGAACGCAGUCUGAAGGUCUAUAUAAAGACGGUAACAUGUUAUCCAGAGAGGACCACUCGCCGCAUGUACGACAGCUACUGGUGCCAGUUCCGCCACUCCGAGAAGGUCCAUGUGAACCUACUCCUAAUGGAGGCCAGGAUGCAGGCAGAACUGCUAUACACCCUGCGCGCCAUCACACGCUACAUGACCUGACCCUGACCGACCACAGCGGGUUGUCUUUCUCCAACUGACCAAUAGAAAACCCCAGCCCUCUACAGUCCUCAUCACCCCACCUCCCCCAACACCACCACCGGCCUUCCCCUUUCCACAGCCCCAGGAACGAGGCCUCUUGGAACUAGAAAACUGUCUCUCUACCAGGCAUAUGACUCUUAAACUGGCCCACUACUGUGUGGUUGGGUGGGGACUUUGAGGUCUUUUUAGCUUAAUGCCCUUGUAAAGAGGAAGUUUGUUAAGAUGAAGGAAAUCCUAUUGUGGGUGUAUACAAGUGAAAACGGGUGCACAUGACUGACUAUUAUCAUCCUCCUUUGCCAAAAUCAUAAUGGCAGUUUGGCUUCAGUGACAUGCAGUGAAGUGGUUGGAGUUCAUGACUAACUUUUGGAAAUUGUUUAUCCAAGCAACCUCACAAAGUACUGAACUCCAGCUCUAAGGAGGAUACUGAAUAGCCAGAAACAGUGUUACACAAGAAUAUACCUCUGAAUGUAAUGACUUGAUUUGGGACAGACCCACCAAUAUCAGAAACAAGAUUAGAAGGUUAUCUGAUUGACAGAGCCAAGCCCUUUUGUGGCACUCAGAUAUUUAAAGAAGUGCAAUAUGGUCUUCAUUCUCCUUACCUUUUUUUAUGAUAUAUUUUGCAACUUAAAAGGCUGUGACAGAAUACUUAUGCUUUUCAGUAUAUUUACACCUUUGUCAAUAAAUUAGGCUAAGUAAAAUAUUUAUUGAGAAUUAUUUCUCUGCAAUAUUUGUCCUAAUAGAGACUGUAUCGCAGCAGGGAGUGCACAAGCAACAUUAUCAGCAAUUGUAGGAUUUUUUUAUUGAGUUAUUGCUUUCCCUCUCUCAUCCUGUUUGUGACAUAUUUCUGUCCCAAAUGUUUCUAACAGGGUCUGUAAGACAUUCAUAUUGCCUACUUGUCUAUAUUUCUACCAAAUAUGCAGUGUACAGUACAGAUGUUAGAUCCAUGAGACAUUUAAAAUAAAACAUGUGUAUUCCAUUAGGAAGUAGAGUACAUUUCAGAACUGAGAUAAGCUACAGUAGUGCUGGGAAUGUGCUCUUGGUUUUUGUUUUGUUUUGAAGUAUCACCACAUGCAAAUGCCUAACCCUAAAAUUUGCACUGUUAACUUUGAGCCUCACCAGCAUUUAUUUGAUGCUUAUUUCUUCAUCAGUGUAGGGUUGGAAAAGUCAUGCCGCUUCUGUGAAUGAUUUUUGCUCUUUGCACAUUUGUAUCUGCACGUUGGAACGUUGGUAAUUCCCAGUUGGAAAUAUGCAAGAAAUGUUUGUAUUUCCUUAAAUCCUCUCCCUUCUCUCGAAUCUUUCUCAAAUAUUAAGACAUUGCAUUGUAUGUCUCAGAUGCAAAAUGUGUUAAAUAUUAGCACCUUUGUGUGAAGAUAGUUUAGAUGCAUUGAUCAAAUUCUUUAAACAUAUCUCUGCGAACUCAGAUGCCAUUCACCAAAGUACUAUUUACUGUUUGCCAACCUACAUUAUAUUUUUAUAGUGUUUUAAUUUGGGGGGGAUAAACAACUUGUAUUAACAAGAACAAUUAGGUAAUGUAUCAUUCGAAUUAUAACCGAUGAAGCUGAGUUGUCUAAACUUUACAAAAUUAUAGUCUACUGGUCUGAGAGUUAAAGCUGCACUUUUGUUUCUGUUACCGAGAUUGUGCUUCAAGAUUGUUGCAAUAGUUUUGGGAGGUCGUGUCUUCUUAAUCAAAGCCACACUGUCGUUUUUCAAUUAAAACAACUGUAAAAUUAAAACUGUACAACUGAAACGUUAUUUCACACAGUGCCUGUAAGGAAAUAAAAAAGAAGUUAAGAAAUA
Messenger RNA from Salmo salar (Atlantic salmon), 4477 nucleotides. NCBI's taxonomy places the organism in Eukaryota, Metazoa, Chordata, Actinopteri, Salmoniformes, Salmonidae. The record is from RefSeq and is a predicted model, not a curated record.